This is a messenger RNA of Paramuricea clavata, 2511 nucleotides long. The record is from the annotation of a GenBank genome assembly. Lineage: Eukaryota; Metazoa; Cnidaria; Anthozoa; Malacalcyonacea; Plexauridae.
AAAAAUAACCUGUCAAAAGCAUUUAAAAAGCCCAACGCAACUUCAUUUGAUUCAAAACUGAGUUCAUCGACAAUUAGUUGACACGCAAAUGAGAUUGGGUUUUAUUGACUCUAAGAAGUGCAUUCGGAGCUUCAGAUUACUAGCUAAUAUACCUACAGAUAAGAUACGAUUUUAAGAAAAAGCAGGUAAAGCAAAACAAUGGGUCUGAUAUUUUCAAAAUUGGUUCAAGCGUACGAGAGUUUUGGCACACGGGAAGCAAGAAUCUUAAUGGUUGGAUUAGAUGCAGCAGGGAAGACUACGAUACUUUAUAAACUUAAGUUGAAUGAGACGGUCACGACAAUUCCAACAAUCGGCUUUAAUGUUGAGACUGUUUCGCCAAGCAAGAACAUUACGUUUACAGUUUGGGAUGUUGGCGGACAGGUAUGUAUGGCAAUCCAUUCAUAUAUUUCCAAUACAAGGUCAAGGUCAAGCAAGGGUGCGAGUUGAUGAGAGUUGACAAGCGAGAGUUUUCGUUUUUCUCAUUUGCAUGACGCCAUGAGAGUUUUCCAAUAUCUUGUACUCCGGUCAAACGUUAUAACAAGAGUUGCAUGAGAGUCGACGCGAGUUGACGGGACUUAGUGCCCCGCACGGCGUAGCGAAAACUAGUGAUAAGAGAUUGAGAGUCCAAUAGACUAAUCGGAGUCAAUGAAAGUUGGCGUUCAAACGCAAGCGAGAGGAGUAGUGUAACUCUCACCAACUCUAGAUCUCAUCCUCGUUUGAAGACUAGCUUGGAUAGGGGAAGUUAAUAGUCAACGCGUUUGUAUAUAUAAUUUAGCUUACUAUAGUAACUGAGCUAUAGCUUGCCGGUGUAACUGAUAAAUACGAAAUGCUAAUUGUUGAAUCUUCCCUGCUCUUUGUAUUUUUUAAAUAUCGGGUAUUAAGAUCAAACUUCUUAGUUUCGGCGGAGAUUUUUUCUGACUUUUAUUUUUUCAUUAGUACUGAGUUAGUCAAGAAAGUUAGGAAUCACCGAUAGUUCAUCUUGACGGAUAAUCUGCGUCUUUUUCCUGCGUAUAGGUUUUUACACAGGUCUCUCUGCGGCCCUCUGCCCUAGUUCAUGUCCGGCAAGUAUCAUCAUAUGUGCUCUCUCCUCCGCUCGUGUUCCAAGAUCCGCCAUGUAAAGUGUAGUGAAAUCUAUUCAAUAUUAAUCGUAUAAAUCAUAGCCAACUAAAGCCCCUGCGGAGGAGACAGUCAUGCAACCGUGUCUGAUGAAAGCGUGCUAAUCUGCAUGAUGCUGUGACUGAUAUAAAGCGUGCUAUAAUCACCUGAUGCCGUGUCUGAUAUAAAGCGUGCUAAUCUGUCCAAUGUCUUAUAUAUAGGCACGUGACAAUUAUCCGAUGCCCUCUUUAAAAAAAUCGAGUUGAAAAUAUUUCUAAUUUAUAUUUAUUUGCGUCUUUAGGAUAAAAUCCGCCCACUAUGGAGACAUUAUUUCCAAGGAACCGAAGGUCUGAUUUACGUCGUAGACAGCAACGACCCUUCAAGGAUGGAGGAAUCACGAAAUGAAUUUCAAGGAGUUUUGACGGAUCUUGAUAGUGACCGCAUUCCUGUCUUGGUUCUGGCGAACAAGCAAGACCUGCCUCACGCUAUAAAGACUAACGAUGUUGCGCAGAAACUGGGACUACAUCAAAUGCGAAGACCGUGGCACGUGCAGGGUACCUGCGCGCUGAGUGGCGAUGGCCUCUACGAAGGACUGGAUGCAUUUGGAAAGAUGGUGAAAGAAUUCCAACAGAGCAAACCAAGUUCGAGAUUUUAAACUGAAGUUGGCAGAUGCAUAUGAAGUUUUUGAAACUGAAGCUGACAGACGUAUUACAGAAUAUUAACAUUUGUAUCAAAAUUUGCACCUUAUUUAUUAUCACAUAAAUUAUAACGCUUCAAUGACAAUGUCACUCAAUAUGUAGUAAUCAAUAAAAUAUAAUGUAAAAUGGCUGAAAUUUAAUUUCAUAUGGGAGUACAAACACUGGUCUAACGGCCACAAUCACAAUCUAGUUUUGCACAGGAUUAGGAUUUGAUUAUUGGAAUGGGAAUAGAAAAUCAAAAUCGAGAAACAUUUUGUAUAUCAUUAUAUUUAUUAAAAUGUAAACCUUGAGUAAAAGUUACUCCAUGCACGUGGUUACUAAGGCGACGUAACAUAAAGCACGAAUAGCAACAGAGUGAAGACUGAAAUAUCAGGAUUUUUCGCAUCUAACUCGAUAUAAUUAAUUGUCGAAGGAAUUUUGUAGACUGAAGUUUGGAGUAAAAUUUUUAUACAUUUAUUAGGUUAGAGCUUGACAACUGUCUCUAGCUCAGUUGGUUAGAGCGCCGCACUGGAAUCGCAGGUUCAGAGGGCCGAUAGUUGCAUUUUUCGCAACAGCUAGUCUGGUUAGGUCUAAUAAAUGCAUAAAAAUUCCACUCGAAAUUUCCAUCCACAAAUCCCUUCAACUGAAGACUGAAAUUUUUAUGAUUGUAUAUAAUCGUAUUUAUAAAUUAAUAAUAAAA